AAAACGAGGCGGGGGCGGGCGGCGGGCGGCGUUUGCGCUUGCGCUGGGUUUGGCGGCUGCGGGCUGGAGCUGUAGGAGGGCGCGGGCGCGGGCGCACUCGCAAGGGGGUUUGCACCGAGGUACUGGCAGCGCGGCGAUGGGGAGCGGCGGCGUGAUCCACUGUAGGUGUGCCAAGUGUUUCUGUUACCCUACCAAGCGAAGAAUAAGGAAGAGACCCCAAAACCUGUCUAUCUUGAGUCUACCAGAAGAUGCGCUCUUUCAUAUUCUAAAGUGGCUUUCUGUUGGAGACAUCCUUGCUGUCCGAGCUGUAAACUCCCAACUGAAGUACUUGGUGGAUAACCAUGCCAGUGUUUGGGCAAGUGCUAGCUUCCAGGAGCUGUGGCCUUCUCCAAAGAACCUGAAGCUCUUCGAAAGGGCUGCUGAAAAGGGAAAUUUUGAAGCUGCCGUGAAGCUUGGCAUAGCCUACCUCUACAAUGAAGGCCUGUCUGUGUCUGAUGAGGCCCGAGCAGAAGUGAAUGGCCUGAAGGCCUCUCGCUUCUUCAGUCUGGCCGAGCGACUGAAUGUGAGCACCUCGCCUUUUAUCUGGCUUUUCAUCCGCCCGCCUUGGUCUGUGUCUGGAAGCUGUUGCAAGGCUGUGGUCCAUGAGAGUCUCAGGGCAGAGUGUCAGCUACAGAGAACUCAUAGAGCAUCCAUACUGCAUUGCUUAGGAAGAGUACUAAAUCUUUUUGAGGAUGAAGAGAAAAAGAGGCAGGCCCGUGACCUGUUUGAAGAGUCUGCUCAUCAGGGAUGUUUGGCCAGCUCGUACCUCCUCUGGGAAAGUGACAGAAAGACAGAUAUGUCAGAUCCUGGACGUUGCCUUCAUAGCUUCCGGAAACUCAGGGACUACGCUGCCAAAGGCUGCUGGGAAGCACAGUUGGCUUUAGCCAAAGCCUGUGCAAAUGGAAACCAGCUUGGACUAGAAGCAAAAGCCUGCAGUGAGGUAGUCUGCCAGUUGUUCCAGGCCUCCCAAGCUGUCAAUAAGCAGCAGGUCUUCUCUGUGCAGAAAGGACUCAACGACACAAUGAGGUACAUUCUGGUUGACUGGCUGGUAGAAGUUGCCACUAUGAAGGACUUUACGAGCCUGUGCCUUCAUCUGACAGUGGAGUGUGUGGACCGGUACCUAAGGAGGAGGCUGGUGCCCCGGUACAAGCUCCAGCUGCUGGGCAUCGCCUGCAUGGUUAUCUGUACUCGGUUCAUCAGUAAAGACAUCUUGACAAUUCGAGAGGCUGUGUGGCUCACAGACAACACCUAUAAGUAUGAGGACUUGGUGCGAAUGAUGGGAGAGAUCAUCUCUGCCCUGGAAGGGAAGAUUCGAAUCCCCACUGUGGUUGAUUACAAAGAAGUCCUGCUGACACUGGUCCCCAUGGCACCCAGAACUCAACACCUGUGCAGCUUCCUCUGUGAGCUCUCCCUACUGCACACCAGCCUGUCUGCCUACACCCCAGCCCACUUGGCCUCUGCGGCUCUGCUACUGGCCAGAGUGAUGCAUGGGCAGACACAGCCCUGGACCACUCAACUGUGGGACCUCACUGGGUUCUCCUGUGAAGACCUUAUGCCCUGUGUCUUGAACCUACAUAAAAAGUGCUUCCAUGACGACGCCCCCAAGGACUACCGGCAAGUCUCUCUGACUGCUGUGAAGCAACGAUUUGAGGACAAGCGUUAUGAGGAAAUCAACCAAGAAGAGGUGCUGAGCUACAGCCAGUUGUGUACAGCACUGGGAGUAAAAGAAAGCCCAGAGCCUGCAUCUUUCCUCAGUUCAGGGGAGAUCUGCCCUUUCCUCAGCUCUCCCUCUGAGAGGAGAACAAAGCGAAAGCGGGAGAACAGUAUUCAGGAGGACCGAGGCAGCUUUGUCACCACACCCACUGCUGAGCUGUCCAGCCAAGAGGAGACAUUGCUGGGCAGCUUCCUCGACUGGAGUCUGGACUGCUGCUCUGGUUAUGAUGGUGACCAGGAGAGUGAGGGCGAGAAGGAGGGUGACGUGACAGCUCCCAAUGGUGUCCUCGAUGUCACUGUGGUCUACCUAAACCCAGAACAGCACUGCUGCCAGGAAUCAAGUGAUGAGGAGGCCUGCCCAGAGGAUGAGGGAUGCCAGACGCCAGGCACUCAGACACCUCCAACGCCAGGGCCCAGGCCGAUUCUCUGCAAGAGGAAGCCUGGCAAGGACAUCAUGACCUCAGGGUACUCCUCUGUCAGUAGCACAAGUCCCACAAACUCUGUGGAUGGCAGCUCAGGGGACCCUCCACAAUCUACCUCAGUGCUGUCCCUGGGCAGCGACUCCAACACACAUCCUUGCCACCAUCAGGCCAAGAAGCCAUGUUUACAGUGUCGUCCCCCAACCCCCCCAGAGAGUACUCUUCCCCAGCGACAAGUGAAACGACAGAAUCUAUCUACUCACAGUGAUGAGGACAUGAACUUGGGCUUCCUGAAGCUGUGACUGUGUGUUAGUGUGUCUGUUGCAGUGAAUGUUUACCAAGGAGGGCUGCUGUUCUGCUAGGAUGGGUAGAGAUACCACAGGUGAGAACUGUAUAGAUCUGGGGGGGAUCCACAGAACAGAGGGUAACUUGUGGGUAUGGAGUUUCUCCAAGGGAUUCCUGUGCAAGCCCUCAGAAAGUCUUAUCAAUGUGAAAAAUCAACUCUUAGGAAAAUUAUGCCUCAAACUAGUCAUACCAUGCCAAGUGAAACCCACCUCUCUGUACUUCCUGUGUCCCACUGUCUUGAAAAUUAAACCUGUAUUUGUUCUGGUCUUCUCAGCUUCACAGAGCUCCAUGCCAGAAGCUGACAGCGUUCACACACACAAUGCAUGUGGUCCAGGUAUCCUGCCACAGCUUGAGUUCCUGGCUGGCAUCUCCCUGGUUUUGGAUCUCAGCAGGUAUUCAAUGCUGUACACUCAGCCACGUUGGCCUGCAUCAGAUAUCUACUCCUCUCUGGACAGUCAGCCUCAUGGCAAGGGUACCUGUGUCCUUAGACAUCUGUGUGGACUGUGCCAUGACUACCAGAUGUGGGAACCACAUUCCCUCCCUCUGGCAUACUCUGUCCCUCUUCCACAGUGUUUGUCUGUGUCUCUGUGGUAUUCAUAUGACAUUUUUCUUUGCACUGAAUUUCUGGGCCAUUUUUUUCCCAUUUCUAGAUUUCUUUAAACAUGAGAACAAAGUUAACAUUUAAAAUAGAGGUAUUAAAGCAAGAGAUGAAAAAAAAAAGCAAGAGAUGGUCAGCAUUAUUUAGGCUCAACUAAAAAAAGAAAAUCUGACAGCCUUUCCAUGCUAUCCUGGUACCUUGUUUCUACUUUUGUUUAUUUGUUUGGGGUGUUUUGUUUUUGUUUCUCUGGUUUUUUUUGUUUUGUUUUGUUUUGUUUUUGUUUGUUUUCAAUACUGGGAUUGAACCCAGAGUCCCCACUGAGCUACAUUCGUAACUCUUUUGAAUUUUUUUAUUUUUACAAAGUGUCACUAAGUUGCUCAGGCUGGGCCUGAAUUUGUAAUCCUCCUGCAUCAACUUCCCAGAGUGUUGGGAUUACAGGUAUGUACUACCUUGCCCUGCUUAUCCUAGCACUUUUUAUGCAAAAAGGUUUUUCCCAGAGGUUAGCCAGAAAAAAUUCAAGUCAUCUGUAAUAUCUGAGGUGAGCAAGAGACAGAAGAGCAGCCAGAAGAUUUGCCUUUGACUGAAUCCAACUGUAGAUCUACUGUGAAUUCUGUGGGGAACAAAGCAGAUCUGCCUUUCCUUUUGUGGAGCUGGAUCACUGCCUCACAAGAGACAGGGCUGGGGAUAUAGUUUAGUGGUAAAGCAUUUGCCUACUAUGCAUUAACCCUUGGCUUGUGAGCCUUAUAGGAAGCACCCCAAACACUGCCUGGGGAGUCUGGAAGGUCAGUCACAAAUACAUCAGCUCUGCUAGGGUGCACUCUUAUUUCCUCUUGAAUGUAACAAAGAACCAGUGGCUAAAUGCUUUUGAACCAGGGACAUACAGGGAAGGGGGGAAGUUGACUCAGUGUUCACUUUGCUUUGUGCUUGUGUGUAUGUGACUGUGUCCAUGGCAACUGUCUUUGCUACUGUAAGAAAAUUCUAACCAAGUCAGGUGUGGUGGUGCACACCUAACAUCCCAGCACUCAGGAAGCUGAGGCAGGAGGAUCAUUGAAAGUUUGAGACCAGCCUGGGAUACCAAAGUGAGCUCAAGGCCAGCCUGAACUGCAUGCUGAAACUCUAUCUCAAAAAUGUUUAAAAAACCAACCAAUCAACAAACAAAAAAAUACCCUGGCUGGGGCAUGGUGGGGAUGAGGCCCCAGGUAAUGGAAUUGUAGACCUGUCCUGACUUCCCCUGGGUGUAUGUGAGCCUGUUCCUCAUCUGUAAGAUGGGGCAAUAAUACCUACCUCACAGGGGUGUUGUGAGGAUUAAAUGUAUUGACAGUUGCA
This is a messenger RNA of Cavia porcellus (domestic guinea pig), 4440 nucleotides long. It is a transcript of the gene Ccnf, whose product is annotated as cyclin F. The transcript is spliced from 17 exons. Lineage: Eukaryota; Metazoa; Chordata; Mammalia; Rodentia; Caviidae. Gene Ontology annotation, cellular component: centrosome; nucleus; cytoplasm. Bases 137 to 2473 code for a protein of 778 amino acids. The record is from RefSeq and is a predicted model, not a curated record. Gene Ontology annotation, molecular function: protein binding; cyclin-dependent protein serine/threonine kinase regulator activity. Gene Ontology annotation, biological process: regulation of cyclin-dependent protein serine/threonine kinase activity; mitotic cell cycle phase transition.